Messenger RNA from Leptidea sinapis, 533 nucleotides. RefSeq names its product macrophage migration inhibitory factor-like. NCBI's taxonomy places the organism in Eukaryota, Metazoa, Arthropoda, Insecta, Lepidoptera, Pieridae. Gene Ontology annotation, molecular function: phenylpyruvate tautomerase activity; cytokine activity. The record is from RefSeq and is a predicted model, not a curated record. The transcript is spliced from 3 exons. Bases 60 to 410 code for a protein of 116 amino acids.
AUCACUUAUCAUUAUUCAGAACGAUUUUGUUGAACAUACAUCAACUAUUUGUAGUAAUAAUGCCGUGUUUUAGACUGUUCACUAAUAUACCUAAAAUCAAAAUUCCUAAUGAUUUCGUUGAAAAAAUAACACCGUUGUUGGCUGAUGUUUUAAGAAAACCUGAGCAGAAGUUUGUAUGUCUCGUGUCUGGGGACUGCAUUUUAUCUUUUGGAGGGGAUGCGAGCGCUCCUGGAGCCGUUGCCUCAAUUGAGUCCAUUGGACACCUAGGACCUAAUGAAAAUAAAAUAUUUGUUACACAAGUUACUGCUUUUGUAGAAAAAGAACUCGGUAUCAAGCCUGACAGGUUUUUUAUCUCGUUCUACGAUCUCGAAGGUCACAAUAUUGGAAAAGGAGGUGUAACAUUGGCUUAACAUGUAAUAAAAUAUAUUGAUUUCUAUUAACUAAAUUUUAAAUCUCUUAACAUACUGCGUUUACGUUAUAUUAUUAUAAUUUAAAUCAACAAAAUAAACAAAACAGUUUGUGUUACAAAAUUA